AAGAUAAUUAUCAAUUUUAUCGGAGAAUUUAUACCAUUUAUUUUGUGACACGUGUGAAGAAUCAAAAAAGAAACAAUAAACAGAAAAAGCUUAAUUUGACAGUUAAAAAUAUCAACGUUAAGAAACGAUGUUUAUAAAUAUAUUGCUAUUAUUCAUAUUUAUUUUAUCGAUAUAUUAUUAUUACGUACAUUAUGGAAGAAAAGGACGACUUCUUCAUCUUAUACCGGAACCUCCGAGCGUUCCGAUUUUUGGUCACGCACACCUAGCCCAACUUUCAGCAGUGGAACAAUGGAAAGUAUUUUGUACACUAACUGAUAAGUAUUAUCCUAUUCUGAAAGUAUGGGGAUUACACGAAUUUGCUGUGUCUAUCCGUCAUCCAGAUGAUCUGGAGAAGAUAUUAAGCAGCACUAAGCACAUCGAGAAAAGUCGUUUAUAUAAUAUACUACAUCCCUGGUUCGGCACAGGUCUCCUCACCAGUACAGGCGUUAAAUGGCAAACACGGCGAAAGAUGUUAACACCUGCAUUCCAUUUUAAUAUAUUAAAUCAGUUUAUUGAUAUCUUUAUCAAGGAAGGUGAUUGCAUGACAAAAUCUUUGAAGGAUGUCGGAGGGACAGUUGUGAAGGAUUUAUUAUCAUUUAUCAGUGAAUAUACGCUAAACGCAAUAUGCGGUAAUAUUCUAAAUGAUAUUAAUAUGAAUUCUAUAACGUCAUUGCGGAAAGAAAACUUUAUCAUGAAACAUACAGGUAAUCGAUACUUAAAGAAUAUUGGAGAUAAUAAAGAGACAGAGGCAGAAGAUGUCGAAGUAUUUGGAAUUAAAAAAAAACGGCUAGCCAUGUUGGACCUUUUAAUAGCGGCAUCUCGAGAAAGUUCUUUAACUGAUUUGGACAUAAGAGAGGAAGUCGAUACUUUCAUGUUUGAAGUACGUAUAUGUAAUAUCUUUUUUAAUUUUUUAUUUUGGCCAAAUCCAGAAAUAUUUGAUCCUGAUAGAUUCUUGCCCGAAAACAUACGAAAUCGUCAUCCUUAUUCCUACAUACCAUUCAGCGCAGGACCAAGAAAUUGCAUAGGUCAACGAUUCGCUCUGUUGGAAUUGAAGGCUAUGAUAGCUCCUUUGGUGCACAAUUUUUAUUUGGAGCCCGUUGAAUGUUAA
Messenger RNA from Camponotus floridanus (Florida carpenter ant), 1147 nucleotides. RefSeq names its product cytochrome P450 4C1-like. The coding region runs from base 128 to 1147 and encodes 339 amino acids. The record is from RefSeq and is a predicted model, not a curated record. Gene Ontology annotation, molecular function: oxidoreductase activity, acting on paired donors, with incorporation or reduction of molecular oxygen; iron ion binding; heme binding. Lineage: Eukaryota; Metazoa; Arthropoda; Insecta; Hymenoptera; Formicidae. The transcript has 8 exons.